Thermothielavioides terrestris NRRL 8126 is the source of this 1275-nucleotide messenger RNA. RefSeq lists its product as uncharacterized. Bases 1 to 1275 code for a protein of 424 amino acids. The record is from RefSeq and is a predicted model, not a curated record. The transcript is spliced from 2 exons. Lineage: Eukaryota; Fungi; Ascomycota; Sordariomycetes; Sordariales; Chaetomiaceae.
AUGCCGGAGAGGGUCAGCUCCAGGUCGCGGUCCCCGCCGCUGGAGAGGCCAGAUGGGGAAGGCUGUCCGGAUGACAAGAGGAACCGGUGGCGGGGCAGGGAUGCUGACGGGGAGACCACGAGACGACGGGAUAUGGGGCGAGAUGGUUCGAGCGGGCAUGAACGACCUCCGAAACGUCGUCGCCAUGACCGAGAUGAUCGUGGGCGUGAGGGAGAACCAGCAGGUUCAGCUUCGCCGAGAGAGGAUAAAGACAGGACUGAGUCCUUUCGGCGCCACCACCACCACCGACACCAUCACCGACAUCGCCACGCCGAGAAGCGAGAUUCUACCGAGAGGACGGCUCCCGCCAAGGAGCUGCCUUUUGGCGCCCGUCAGCUCUCGCGCAGCGACCUGGUCGCGUUCAGGCCGCUGUUCGCCUACUACCUGGAUCUGCAGAAGCAGCUGGACAUCGACUCGCUCGACGAGACAGAGCUCCGCGGCCGCUGGAAGAGCUUCAUGGGCAAAUGGAACCGGGCCGAGCUGGCCGAGGGGUGGUAUGACCCGGAGAUCUUCCAGCACGCCGUCCGCGACUACGGGGAUGCCGGCAACAGCGGUCGAGAUGGCAUGCCCCUCCCGCGCGCCUCAAGUGACCAUCCCAAGCCGUCUGUCCCACGCUCCGAUCCGCCCUCCACCACGGACCAAGAAGACAACAGCGACGAUGACUACGGCCCCCCGCCUCCUCCGCCCGCCGGCCACCACCACCCCACGCCAUCCCGGUCCACCCCGGCCCGAAGCACCUCCUCCCGACCGGCGGGCCCGUCCAUCCCCACGCAGACGGACCUCGCCCUGCGCGACGAGGCGCUCGCAGCCGAGCGCGCAGCCGCGCUGGCCGACCUCCGCCUCGCGCGGCGCGCCCGCCGCCGCGAGGCGCAGGCGCUGCUGGAGGAGGCGCUGCCGCCGCGGGCCGACGCCGGCACGCGCGAGCGGCGGCUGGAGAAGCGGGCGGCGCUCAACGAGGCGCUGCGCGCGUUCCGCGAGCGGUCGCCCACGGGCGGCGGCGGCGAGGUCGACGACGGGACACUCAUGGGCGGCGGCGACGCGCCGCCCGAGGAGGAGUACAGGGCGCUGGUGCGGGCGAGGGAGGAGAGGCGCCGGGAGAGGAUCAGUCGGCGCGAGGAGGCCGAGAGGGCGCGCCGCGCCGAGAGGGAGGAGAGGGUCAGGGAGUAUCGCGAGCGCGAGGAGAGGGUGGUGGCCGGGCUGAGGGAGUUGGCGAGGAGCCGGUUUGGAGUGCAGUAG